This is a messenger RNA of Dama dama (fallow deer), 2593 nucleotides long. RefSeq names its product PC-esterase domain containing 1B (gene PCED1B). Gene Ontology annotation, molecular function: hydrolase activity, acting on ester bonds. The transcript has 2 exons. The record is from RefSeq and is a predicted model, not a curated record. The coding region runs from base 1009 to 2325 and encodes 438 amino acids. NCBI's taxonomy places the organism in Eukaryota, Metazoa, Chordata, Mammalia, Artiodactyla, Cervidae.
AGUCCUGUUUAGGUAAGAUUUCUUAAGUGCAGAGAGAUUACAUUAUCGCCCCAGGGUCUCAGAGGCUAAUGGAGUGGAGCAGAGUUUAAACCCAGGGGGCUGACUCAAGGGCCCACCUUCUCAGCCUCUGUGCUUUAAGGCCCCAAUUCGGAGUCAUCUGCAUACAAAUAGUAAGUGAUACGGGGACCGUCUCGUCUGUUUCCAUCCCAACUAGGACUUUUAGGAGAAGGGUGGCGAUUAACAACUAGGCUGGAGAAACAGAGGUAAACCAGAACUGUGGGGACAAAGGGGGCUUUCUGUUCACCUUACGGGUGGACGCUGAGAGCGUGGAUGAAUUUACCGAGGGAAAGAAUGCUGAAGAAAAGAAGGAGGGAGCCAGUGAGUGGGCCUUGAGAAAGACCGACCUUUGGGGAUCGCCAGAGAAAGAGAAACUCACAAACGAUAUACUGGGGGAGGUGAGACGGGCGGCCACGGUGUCAGACUCGGGCAGGGUCACAGAGGGGAAUCUUCCGCAGUGCCCCAGCCCCGGGGAACUAGGAAGGCUAUAGAUGUGAUAAGGCCCAAGAAGCAGCCGCUGAAAGGAACAAGGAAAUCGUUGGGGAUCUGCUGACAAACGUUUCUUCGCUUUGGUGGAGCUGGAAGCCAAAUUUCAAGUAAACGGAGGAGUGAGUGGGAGGUGAGGACCCAGACAGCCAGUUCAAACAACUUUGUAAAAAGUGGCCUUGAAGGGGAAACAAAAGAUAGGACCGUCCUGGAGGUGGAGUCAAAGAAGUUUCCUUUCUUUUUUAAAGCGAGAAACUAGACUAUGUUUAAGGUUUAAAGAAAGGAGCCAGCCCAGGGAGAGGGAAGAAAACGUGGAAUGCAUAAUUCUCCCCUCUCUGAGGGACCUCCUGGAGCAAAGUGCCCGAGGAUGUAGGAGACCGGCUGAGUUGAGGGAUCGCCUUCACACCGGAGGAGCCUUCCGCAGACCCGCUGAGUGAAAGGAAGGAGCCAGGCGGUACCGGCGUCAUGGUCCACCUACUGGCCUCCGAAGUGCGGCAGCUGCUCCACAACAAGUUCGUGGUGGUCCUGGGGGACUCGGUCCAGAGGGCUGUGUACAAGGAUCUGGUGCUUCUGCUGCAGAAGGACUGCCUGCUCACACCCAGCCAGCUCAAGGCCAAGGGGGAGCACACUUUCGAGCAGGAUAAGCUGGUGCGCGGGGGCCAGCUGGGCCGCAUGCACAACGGCACCCACUACCGCGAGGUGCGCCAGUUCUGCUCGGGCCAGCACCUGGUGCGCUUCUACUUCCUGACGCGCGUGUACAACGACUACCUGGAGGACGUCCUGGAGGAGCUGCAGGCCGGCGAGCACCACCCGGACCUGGUCAUCAUGAACUCGUGCCUCUGGGACAUCACCAGGUACGAGAAGGACUUCUGGCCCAGUUACCGGCGGAACCUGGAGAGGCUGUUCGGGCACCUCCGCCAGGUGCUGUCCGAGUCGUGCCUUCUGGUGUGGAACACGGCCAUGCCCGUGGGCGACAGAAUCACCAACCGCUUCGUCCCGCCCGAGAUCCGGUUAGCGUCCUCCUCCGUGAAAAGCCGGGUGAUCGAAGCCAACUUCUACAGCUCUGCCGAGGCCCAAAAGCACGGCUUCGAUGUGCUGGACUUGCACUUCCACUUCCGCCGCCACACGGGGAAGUUCCUGCAGACGGACGGAGUGCACUGGAACGAGCGCGCACACCGCCACCUCUCCCAGCUCCUGCUGGCCCACGUGGCCGACGCCUGGGGGGUAGAGCUGCCCCAGCGAGACCCAGUGGGCAAGUGGAUCACGGAUGGCCCUGGGAGAGGAAGACCUGGCCGGAGGCUUGAGAGGCAGCCCCUGGUCUGCGGAGAUCAGCCGGCCUGCCCUCCGCCCAGACCUUUGCCUCUCCCGGGGCGCCAACCCCUGCUCCCCACGCCGUCUCCCCGCCCAUCCCUGUUUCCACUGCUGUCCCCACAACCUCAUCCCAGACCCUUUCACCAGGUGAUGCCCCCAUUCCCAUUCUGCCCCCAGGAUACCGGUUUUUCUUCAGACCAUACUUUCCAAUCGGAUCAAUUCUCCUUCAACUAUUUAUAUUCAGAUGUCCCCCCAUCUACCCAAACAGAAUUUGCUGCCCAAGGUGACUUUCGGUAUGGUCCCCAGCCGCCUAUGCCCCGCUUCCCUCCACCCUGUUAUGAGCAACGGGUCCCUGAGGUCCAUAGGGGUUUUCCCAGGUAUCAUCCCCCUGACCCCUACAUGCCCUGGAGAAGGCGGCCUAAAACUUCCAAGAGAAGGGCCUCAGCCUAUAAAGAGCCAAGACCUCAAUAGACUGACUUGGGCCUUCUUCCUCUCGCACAUGGACUGAACAUGGUCUGCCUCUUCCCAAAUAAACUGACCUCCUUCACUGAAGCCUUUUGUCCACUGCUGUUAUCAGUGAUGGCAGGGAAGAUCAGUCUGACACAUAUAUGUUGUCCAUGGCCUCUUUCUGCACUCCCAGAUGCCUGGGAGGUGGCCAGGCAUCAUUCCUGCUUUCCUGCUCUUUAUUCUCUAUUUGUAAAUAUACAAUUGAAAUUAAAAAGUUGUUUCAUAAAAGUCA